Molecule: messenger RNA, 546 nt
Organism: Harpegnathos saltator (Jerdon's jumping ant)
Lineage: Eukaryota; Metazoa; Arthropoda; Insecta; Hymenoptera; Formicidae
Exons: 3
Coding region: 1-546 (181 amino acids)
Source: RefSeq, a predicted model, not a curated record
AUGAGGUAUCUGGGCCUCAUCUUGGACGGCACCUGGUGCUUCAGGGAGCACAUGAGUCGUCUGGUCCCCCGGCUGAGAACAAUCUCGGCCUGCGUCGGCAGGUUAAUGCCGACAAUGGCACAGGUGCUCACCGGGCAUGGUUGCUUUGGUGAGUACCUGUGCCGAAUAGGGAGGGAACGCACGACGCAGUGCCAUCACUGCGAUCACGAUCACGACUCCGCGCAGCAUACGCUCCAGGACUGCCCCGCCUGGAGCGCAGAGCGAGUCGUGAUCCGGGAAUUUGGAUGCGAUCUCUCGCUCCCCACGGUAGUCGGGGCGAUUGUGGGGAGCGAGAAGAAGUGGGGAGUGUUGGCCUCCUUCUGCGAGGCUGUUCUCUCGCAGAAGGAGGCCGCGAAAGAGAUCCGCAGAACUCGGCAAAGAGACGGGGAUGACACGAGGGCGAAAGAGGGCUACUUGGCUGCCAGGAAGACCCUCAAAUUCGCCAUCGCCGAAGCCAAACGAGCAGCCUGGGAGCAAUUGACGAGCUCCUUGGACGACGAUCCGUAG